AUGGCUAGCAGUAGCGUGGCAUCAGCAGCUUGUGGAUUUGUCUUGUCCCUCAAUGUUGCUGCCAACAACACAACCUCCUCACUUUCUUCCAGGACUAACAUGUUGAUGUUUCCUAUAAAAUCCAACAAUAUUGCUAGUUCUAGACUUGUUGUCAGGGCAACCGAAGAUACCGCCGAUGCUGCUACCCCUACCGCCAGUUCUCCCGCCGCUGAUACAGCUACUAAGCCCAAGCCGCCACCAAUUGGCCCCAAGAGGGGUGCUAAGGUGAAGAUUCUUAGGCAAGAAUCCUACUGGUACAAAGGAUAUGGUUCUGUUGUUACUGUUGAUCAAGACCCCAACACUCGCUACCCUGUCGUGGUUCGAUUCAACAAAGUGAACUAUGCCAAUGUAUCGACAAAUAACUAUGCUUUGGAUGAGGUUGAAGAAGUUGAAUGA
Vicia faba (fava bean) is the source of this 435-nucleotide messenger RNA. The record is from the annotation of a GenBank genome assembly. NCBI's taxonomy places the organism in Eukaryota, Viridiplantae, Streptophyta, Magnoliopsida, Fabales, Fabaceae.